Molecule: messenger RNA, 2400 nt
Organism: Arachis duranensis
Lineage: Eukaryota; Viridiplantae; Streptophyta; Magnoliopsida; Fabales; Fabaceae
Product: subtilisin-like protease SBT1.7
Exons: 3
Coding region: 1-2313 (770 amino acids)
Biological process (GO): proteolysis
Molecular function (GO): serine-type endopeptidase activity
Source: RefSeq, a predicted model, not a curated record
AUGAAGAUGCAAAAAUUCAAGUUUCUUCAUACUCUUCUACUAUUGAUUUUCUAUGCCAAACACACCAUAGCAGAAAACAACAUAGAACAAUCCAAAAAAACAUACAUAGUCCACAUGGAGAAGUCCACCAUGCCAGCAAGUUUCAAUGAUCACCACAAUUGGUUUGAAUCAUCAUUGCAAUCAGUAUCAGAAUCAGCAGAGAUGCUAUACACCUACAAGCAUGUAGUCCAUGGCUUCUCAACAAGGCUAACUAACCAAGAAGCCGAGGCGCUCUCGAAGCAACCAGGAAUCCUUUCGCUAAUACCGGAGCGCAAAUACGAGCUUCACACAACAAGAACACCAUACUUCCUUGGAUUGGAUCUAACUCUUGCUAGUUUGGAUAGAUUUAGCACCCAUUUACCUGCUUCUGUGGCAGAGAGUGAGGUAAUUAUUGGAGUAUUAGACAGUGGUAUAUGGCCUGAACAUGAGAGCUUAGAUGACACUGGAUUUGGCCCAAUACCAAGUAGAUGGAAAGGUGAAUGUGAAUCUGGAAAGAACUUCAAUUCAUCACACUGUAACAGGAAACUUAUUGGUGCAAGGUUUUUCCACAAAGGGCAUGAACAAGUUAGUGGGCCUAUCAAUGAAGAGAAGGAAUCUAAGUCACCAAGGGAUGAAGAAGGCCAUGGAACUCACACCUUAACUACAGCAGCAGGUUCCAUAGUUUCCGGAGCGAGCUUCUUCGGCUUAGCUCCGGGGACAGCCAGAGGAAUGUCAACACAAGCCCGUGUAGCAUCUUACAAGGUAUGCUGGAAAAGAGGUUGUUACUCCUCCGACAUAGCCGCCGCCAUCGACAAGGCCAUUGAAGACGGCGUCGAUAUCCUCUCCAUGUCCCUUGGCUCCAAACUAGACGAAUACUACCAAGAUCUUAUCGCAAUUGGUGCUUUCAGAGCCACCUCCCAUGGAAUUCUUGUUUCCAUUUCAGCCGGAAAUAGCGGCCCGUUUCCGGGAAACAUAUCCAACGUGGCAGCAUGGAUGACAACUGUCGGUGCUGGUACCAUAGACCGUGAUUUUCCGGCGUACGUCAGCCUUGGAAAUGGGAUGACAUACACCGGAUCAUCACUCUACAUGGAAGUGUCGAGUAAGUUACUGGACACUCCCCUGCCACUAGUUUAUGCCGGGAAUGUGAGCAAUUCAACGCUGGAAAACCGCUGCGAAACAAACACACUGAUUCCUUCUAGAGUGUCCGGGAAGAUUGUGCUAUGCAAGAGAGGAGGAAGUGGAAGAUUCAAGAAGGGAUUAGAAGUGAAGAGAGCUGGUGGAAUUGGAAUGCUUGUAGGGAACGGUGAAGAACAUGGAGAGGAGUUAGUUGCUGAUGCACACCUUGUUCCUGCAGCAUUGUUAGGGAAGAAAGCGAGUGAUGCCAUAAGAGAUUAUAUUUUGUCUUGUUCGAAUGCCACGGCUACGCUUUCCUUUGGAGGCACUCAGCUACAGGUUCAGCCUUCUCCGGUGGUGGCUGCUUUCAGCUCCAGAGGACCCAAUCCUCUCUCGCCCAAGAUACUUAAACCGGAUUUAAUCGGACCGGGAGUUAACAUCCUUGCUGGAUGGACCGGAGCUUCUGGACCCACUGGUUUGGAAGAAGACAGUAGGCGCACCACCUUCAACAUUAUGUCCGGUACAUCAAUGUCAUGCCCUCAUAUAAGCGGUUUAGCGGCCAUCCUUAAGGCAGCACACCCAGAAUGGAGCCCUGCCGCAAUAAGGUCUGCCCUUAUGACAACAUCAUACACAACAUACACAAAUGGAUACCCUAUUAUGGACAUUGCCACACAACAACCAGCUACACCCUUUGACUUUGGUGCCGGACACGUGGAUCCACUCCUAGCCCUUGAUCCUGGCCUUAUCUAUGAUGCAGAUAUACAUGACUACCUCAACUUCCUCUGUGCCUCAAACUAUAACUCUUCUCAAAUUAAGGUUCUUGCUAGAACAGACUUUACUUGUGUCCCAAGCAUGACCUACAGGGUUGAAGAUCUCAACUACCCUUCUUUUGCUGUUCCUUUUGAAACACCCAAUAAUAGUGUCCAAUACUCAAGGACAUUGACCAAUGUGGGUGCCCUAGGAACAUAUAAAGCUUCAGUGUCGUUCCAGUCAGACACAUUAGUGGAAAUUGUGGUUGAACCUGAAACACUUACCUUCACUGAAUUGUUUGAGAAGAAGAACUACACUGUGACAUUCACAUCUUCUAAUUCAGUAGCUCUAGGCACAAAUAGCUUUGCUUAUCUGAAAUGGUCAGAUGGACAGCACAAGGUUGUUAGUCCGAUUGCAUUUAGUUGGAUAUGAUUAUCAAUGAAUGAAUGAAUAUUGAAGUUUCUAACUCUUUAGAUUAAUUUAAAGGUAGAAAUGCGCGUACUGUUGUUUUUAUGUAGU